This is a messenger RNA of Talaromyces proteolyticus, 2331 nucleotides long. RefSeq names its product Aldehyde/histidinol dehydrogenase. The coding region runs from base 54 to 2159 and encodes 701 amino acids. NCBI's taxonomy places the organism in Eukaryota, Fungi, Ascomycota, Eurotiomycetes, Eurotiales, Trichocomaceae. The record is from RefSeq and is a predicted model, not a curated record. The transcript is spliced from 7 exons. Gene Ontology annotation, molecular function: aldehyde dehydrogenase (NAD+) activity.
CGAAUGUCAAUCAAUCACCCAUUAAUUUUCCACAAACAACUAUUAGUACGCAAAUGGCUCGACCGUUUCGCCUCGCAAUUCUAGAGUGUGAUACUCCCGUAGACGAGGUGAGAGCUACACACGGCUCCUACGGGGAUAUUUUCGAAAAAUUCUUUUUCAAUGGAUUAAAGGAGUCGGAUCAUAUCAAUAUUGACUUUCGCGUGAGCAAAUGGCACGUUGUUAACCAAAAUACUUUCCCAAAUCCUGAAAGUGUUGAUGCUAUUGUCUUGAGUGGAAGUAAACAUACCGCGGCAGAAAAUGAUUAUUGGAUACUUCACCUUGUAGAUUUUGUCCGCGAAUUUAUACAACAUUACAAAAAGCCAGCCGUGGGCAUUUGUUUCGGGCACCAGAUAAUCGCCCGUGCAUUAGGCAGUCAGCUAACACGAAACCCAGGUGGGUGGGAGAUAUCUGUUGACCAGAUUACUCUCACAGGCCUCGGUUAUUCGCUACUUGGAAAAGAAAUAUUAAUGUUGCAUCAAAUGCAUCGCGAUAUCGUAUCAGAUGUGCCCGCCGAAUGUGUCAAUAUCGGCUUCAGCUCACGAUGUGCGGUUCAGGGGCUCUACUGGGAGAAUCGGGUUUUCUCGAUCCAGGCUCACCCAGAAUUCAACGAGAGUAUCAUGAAUAGUAUUCUUAAAGCUAGGCAUGAGCAAGGUGUUUUUGAUGACAAGCAGUUCGCUGAUGGAGUAUCGCGAGCUUCGCAUAGCCAUGAUGGGCAAUUGGUUGUUAAGCAGAUUCGCACCAUUUCUCCCGCCACCAAUUCGGUGAUAUACGAACACUCAGGGACAAGCAUCGAAGAGUCUCAAAAUAUUGCAAUCAAAUCCCAAAUUGCUUUCUACACCUGGAGGCUUACCACAUUAGCUGAACGCAAAAAGAUUGUGGAUGCGGCCCUCAGACAUAUUCUAGCUGAUAAGGAAAACCUUGGUCGCGAAAUCACCCUGCAGAUGGGUCGACCGAUUUCCUAUAGCAGCAAAGAAAUUGAAACAAUGUAUAAAAGAGGUGAAUAUAUACUCAAUCUCGCCGAGGAAGCAUUGGCCGACUUGCCUGGCGUUCCUGAAGAGGGGUUCAAACGUGUUGUUACAAAGGAGCCUAUCGGCCCCUCGCUUAUCGCUUCAGCAUGGAAUUUUCCCCAUCUUACUUUGGUCAGUUCUCUAGUUCCUGCUCUAUUGGCAGGUAAUACUGUGAUUUUGAGAGCACCGCCUCAAACACCUCUCAUCGGAGUACGAUUCCUGGAGGCAUUCCAAAAUAGUGGGUUGCCGGAGAAUGUUCUUCAACUGGUAAAUAUUGGAAGUAUGGAAGUGCUUCAAGAGGUAGCAAAGUUACCUCAAAUACAAUUAGUUACCUUUACAGGAUCUACAGCUGGCGGAAUAGGUUUGCAACAAGCUACAGCGAAAAGAAUCAUCCCGCUUAAUUUGGAGCUUGGUGGAAAAGACCCGGCUCUUGUGAGGUCCGAUGCCGACAUCACAAAAGUCGCCGCGAAUCUUGUCGAUGGUGCUGUAUUCAACUCUGGGCAAAGUUGCUGCUCAGUUGAAAGAAUCUACGUGCAUGCCGAAAUUCAUGAUGAACUUGUAAAGGAAAUACAACAAGAACUUAAAACAUACAUCCUAGGCGAUCCAUUUAACCCAAAGGCGAAUGUCGGGCCAGUGGUGUCCCAAGCUGCAAAAGAAAAGAUUGAGGCACAAGUAAAAGAUGCUCUUAAAAAGGGUGCACUUGAUGUAACCCCCCAAGUGCCAUCUUUUGAACAGGCCAAGAAUAAGGGCAGCAACUACGUAGCACCAACGGUACUCAUCAAUGUGAACCACUCGAUGUCAAUCAUGAAAGACGAGACUUUUGGCCCUAUAAUUCCCAUACAAAAGGUCAAAGAUGACGAUGAAGCAAUUAAGCUUAUGAACGACAGUGAAUAUGGCCUUACGGCAAGUAUUUGGACAGAGGACGUCUCUGCUGCGGAGCAACUACUUAGCCGCAUAGAGGCCGGAACAGUCUUCAUCAAUCGUUGUGACUUUCCAAGUCCUGACCUUGCUUGGACAGGAUGGAAGAAUUCGGGGAUAGGUUGUACUUUAGGGCCUCGUGGCUUUGAUGGAUUUUUCAAAUUGAAAAGUGUGCAUAUCAAAAUGUGCCAAUAAAGUAUACAUGGGAUGCCAUGUUUUAAUUUCAAAAUAUUGAGAAAACAAACAUGAUUGCCUUGACUUUCUCUUUUUCAUGUCUUUCUACCCUCGUCUUGGUCGGUCAUGCCCACUUUUUCGAUAUGAAGAUUAGUAUAGCAUUCAUUAGCCUAAUCCAUUAUCAUACUUUCCG